This is a messenger RNA of Nymphaea colorata (pocket water lily), 1628 nucleotides long. RefSeq names its product F-box/LRR-repeat protein At3g26922-like. The coding region runs from base 57 to 1349 and encodes 430 amino acids. Gene Ontology annotation, molecular function: protein binding. The transcript is spliced from 3 exons. Lineage: Eukaryota; Viridiplantae; Streptophyta; Magnoliopsida; Nymphaeales; Nymphaeaceae. The record is from RefSeq and is a predicted model, not a curated record.
CGUCGUUUCGUUAUGACUCUGCGUUCUUUCUGUUUGGCGGGGAGCUCAGGGAAUGGAUGAUGGAGCUCUGUCCACAAAAUUCCGCCACCGCCACCGCCAACGCCGGCGGCGGGCUGGAGGAUCAUCUCUCCGACUUGCCACAACACCUCCUCCUUUCCAUCCUUUCCCUCCUGCCCACCAGAGAAGCCGUCGCAACGUCGUCUCUCUCCCGCCGCUGGCGCAACGCUUGGUCCUCUCUCCCGUCGCUUGACUUGGGGACUGAAUUGGUGAAGGCCGGUGCUUCCUCCGCACCCAAAGCGUGGGCGGAAGUCGUUCUUCGACUCCUUUCCUUCCGCGACGCGCCGGUUCUCCGGUGCCGCAUCUCGAACGCCCUCGAGAAAUGCCGCCACGACGUCGACCGGGCUAUCGGGAUACUCGUGGAUCGUGGGGUGAGGGAUUUGGGGGUCGGUUCUCUGCGUGUUGGUGCUUACAGGCUUCCCUCUUCCUUGUUCCGGUGCGAUUCGAUUCGAGUUCUGGAGUUGCGGGGCUGCCUACUUGGUCUGCCUCCUCAGGGGUUCGACGGAUUCCCGCGACUGGAAACGCUGAGGCUCGUCGAGGCAACUUUCGACGGCGGCACUUUCGAUCGCCUGGUCCGCGGGAGCUCCGUGCUUGAGAAUUUGGUGGUGGAUGGGUGCUUCGGAUUUAAGAAGCUCGUCGUUAGCUCUCCGACUCUCCGGUCGUUCGAUGUCGCUUGUAAUACGUGGGAAAUUCUCGAGAUUGAGCAUGCUCCGCGGCUCUCACAAUCGUCCGUGUCUUUGAGUUUCCUGAAUCCGAAGCAUACUUCUGACCUUAGGCCGCUUCUCCAGGGCUUGGUUCGUGUUGGACGUCUCUCGCUGCAAGACGACUUCGUCUGGGUUUGUUUUCAGGAAGGCGUCUCUUGGAAACACUUCCCUGCAACCUUCUCUAAUCUGAAGAAGCUGGCCAUAGAUGCAAAUUUGAGGAAGGGGGACGACGUUGGUGUUGUUUCCUGGUUCCUUGAGAACUCCCCCAAUUUAGCCGAGCUAUCUAUUAUGGAUCAUCCACUCGUUUCUGCUAAAAGAACACUAGAUGUCAACCACUGGAGGACGAAGGCACCCUUUCAUUGCCUGAUCCAUCACCUAGCGAAGGUAGAAAUACAUUUUGCUGCAGAACAUGAAUGUAUUAUGGAGUUCAUGACAUUUUUGAUCGAGAACGGUCGAGCACUCAGACAGAUUACUGCUAUUUCACUUGUGCGGCAAGAGAAAACCUUCAAACUUAAGCAGUCAUUGUUGGACAUGCAAAAACGUUUCCCAUGGGUGAGACUGUUGUUCAAGAAUUUUCGAAAGGUUUAGAUAUAUUUGAAUCUGCAGGUUCUUGACAAGAACAAAUGGAUACCAAUAGUGUGUAGGUUCCCUACUUUUUUGGUUGGAAAAGUUUAUUUUAGGUGGGCACUUGUCCUUUAUCAUAUUCACGGGGUGCCCAUGUGGGUACACAGCGGUAGACGCAACCCUGACCCAUCAAAGGGUUCACAUCUUCUCCACUUGAAUACCCGUCUGUAAUACCCUGUUUGUAGUUAAUACCUUACAUAUUGCUUCUUAAUCAAUUGCAUAUUUGGUUGAUCUUUGAUUUUA